AUGUAAAAGAAAACUAGAGGGAAUAUGAAGUUAAAUCAAACCAAUAGGGCUAAUUCAAAUAAAUUAAAUAGACAAUAACCAAAGGAAAAUUAAAUAGGGUUUAAAGUUACCUAUUAAUUAGAUUUCUUUGACAAGAUUCACAAAAAUAAUUACUUGAUUUUGUUAAAAUGUGAAAAUGUAAUUUUUGAUUUUUGA
This is a messenger RNA of Paramecium tetraurelia, 195 nucleotides long. RefSeq lists its product as uncharacterized. The transcript has a single exon. The record is from RefSeq and is a predicted model, not a curated record. NCBI's taxonomy places the organism in Eukaryota, Ciliophora, Oligohymenophorea, Peniculida, Parameciidae.